CUUCCAAUUCAUACAUACAUACCACCACCGAGAUACUGUGCCUGAAGGGAACAACGGCAACCAUCGAGGUGUUCUGAUUGGAAUCGAUCCGAACUCGCGUCAAGGAAACGUAGCGAACGGGAGAAUUUUGCGGUACUCGUGACAUGUUUGUGGCAAAGGUACAAGAAAGCGUCCAAAUCAACCAUUGAGAAAGGUAAUUCGCCAGUUUGUGACGGACGGGGCAGUCGCAUUGAAGACUGUCUUCAAUCGGAACUGUUCGGAAGUGCUCGGGCCGUCAUCAUCUGUGCGGGAGAAUUAGUGUCACUUUUGUUGCUGAAAGGGACAUUUGGUUUGGUGCGGUGCUAGACAGAACCGUGUGCUCACAUGAUAGAAUUCCUUUGGCGGAUUGGCCCGUAGCGGCAUUCUAUCACUCCUUCAUGAUCUGAUUUGUAGGAAGCAGCGAAUCGUUAGAGUUUAUGCAGAUGCUGAACGCCGCCAUUGACGAGGCCGUAGAAAGAGUCACAUCACAGUCAGAUGUAGACGGAACGUCUGAAGGUGGCGACGAGGAGCUGGAAAUGCGAAGAUUUGCUGCCGACUUGGUUGAAUCCGUUGUCAGCAAAGUAAAAAACGAGAUCUACCCGGCGUACCUCCGUCUGUUGGAGUCGGGGGAACAAGCCUCCCCUUCUAUGAUGGACUCUAAUGAUGACUUGUAUGAUGACUACCUAUAUGACCAGAACGAGCUGGAGCGACCAGACACGGGCACGGAUGAAGAACUGUCCUUCAUCGCGCAGCAUUCCGACGAGAGCUGCAUCGGAGAUUCAAGGCGCAGAUCAGUACGGUUCAGCUUCGACGAGUCAAUCAUCCCAGCUCCCAUGGACAGUCUUGACGUCAUGGGCACCGGGUCAAGUCUUAAACCAGUGUCUGAGCACAUGCUCACGCCGGUCCCAUCUCCUUUGCCUUGCGAUCCGCUUACAUCAGAGUUUGAUUUUGACAUAAAGGAACCAGCUAUGCCCACGAAGCAGGAGAGUGGGUUUGUCGAAUCUCUCUUGCUCCGUCUCCUGGAUGACCUCAACAACAGCCGCAUCAAACGAGACGAUCUUCUGAAGCUUACAGGAUAUUGCAUGGAGGUCUUGAGAAUUAAAUAUGUUUCAGGAAAGAGAGCAGAUGAUCUUGCGUCAUCUCCCUCCGAUCAUGUUGCUGACGACCUCGUGAGGUUCACCCUCAGUAAGAUCUUAGAUGACAUCCGAUCGGGAUCAGUGAGUCAGGAGGAUCUAACAACUAUCACCCAAUCUAUUGUGAGAGAAGCUCAAAAUGAUGCAGAGGCUGAUGAAGACAUCAGCGAGCAAGCUUUAGACAGACUGAUAUCCAGAACCUUGUCCAGUGCAGCGGAAGAGGCAUUUGAUGAGGAUGAUCAUAUCAGUGACUCAGCCCUUGAGGACUUUGUUACAACAACGCUGAGUAGGGUGAAAAAUGACCUCGAUUCAAAAAGCCUGCCCCAGGAUGGAGUGAGAGAAAUCGGGUCAGCUGUGGUCAGUGCCAUUCGUGGUGGGGAUUGUAGGUUGGAAGGUGAUCUGAGGAAGACUCUCAACAGUGUCCUUGACGAGAUGGAAGCUAACACUAUGGUGGGUGCUGUUAUGGAUAAGGUUGUCACGGCUAUUGUGUCCUCGUACCAUACUUAUACAUCCAAGGAGAAGCCACAUACAGAAAUGAUUGAGUUUGUCUCAGAUAUCCUAACUCAGAUUUUUGUGAGCAUCAAAGCAGGGGAGUUCUCAGAAAAUGAACUCAUGCAGAUUAUCAGCACACGACAUGACAGCAAGCGGUCAAGGAAGGAUUAUGUACAAGGAAUGAUUGACUCUGUUUUGUACCAAAUCGACAGUGGCACUAUAACUGAGGAAGAGAUACAGAGCAUUGGGAAUGCAUUGGUCAAUACUGGCCGCAAGCUUCUCACUGACAAAGGCAUCCAGUUCUCAUCAGCUGAAGGCGUUGAUCCCAUGGAAAUGACAAGUACUGAAGUUGCAGAACAGGUGGUGAAAGAAGUCAUGGACAAUAUUCAGGAGCAUAUGGAUGAUGAAGAAUUUGAAAAAGAAGCCCUCAAAGCACUCGCAGCCUCCUUCCUGAAAGUAGGAUCAUCCACUUUGGAAGGCAUAUCAAAUGUUCCAACUAUUGGCAGUAGCCCAGGUGAAAGCUAUCUGUCCACAAUGAAACGACCCUCUCCAACCGAGUCCUCACUAGCAACUGAUGUGGUCUUGGCAGCAAUGGACAGGAUCACAAGAGAUCUUACUGAGAGGAAUAUACCUGUUCAUAUGCUUUCCUCAAUCGCCUGUUCCCUUGCACCUCAGGGGGAGGUAACGCCAUCAAUAUAUGUAUCUGAGGAAGGGCUGCAUGAUGCCAGUUCCUUGCCUCAACAUAUGAAAAUGACUCUUAUAGAUAUCACUCGCCUUCUCAGUGAAGAUAGGGUUGGGUAUGAUGACGCAAAGAAAAUAUUUGCAAUCAUUCUUCAGAGUUACCUCAUUGGCGAUCCUCAGAAGUGUUCGAGUCGUAUACAGAUCGAUGAGAGUGAUUCCUUCAUGAUUGAGAACCUGAUAAGUCUGACUUUGAACAAGGUGAUGAGAUGUGUAACGGAGGAUGUGAGCUUACAGAGCUUGCCUCUCUCGACCGACACAGAAAGUUUGGGUGUCACGAGGCUGAGCAGUGUGAUGUCUGGCAAUGAUUUGGAAAAGUUCAUAUGGGACACUCUUCACAGAAUAGGCCAGGAGGCUUCAGUAGAGUCAGUGCUGUCGCGACCACCAACUCCAGUACAGUUCAAAAGUUACGGUUCAGUGGACUCUCAGAACAUAGAGUCUCUGGUCAGACAAACAUUAGUGCAGGUCGCCCAGGAUAUAGCUGAAGGCAUUACCAGUGACACUUCGCUGGUCGACACAAGACGUGGAGUAGAGGCUGCUAUUUCAUCUUCGUCACAACUAUCAUCCAAGAUUGUAGGCUUUGUCACCUCAGUUCUGCAAGAGUUGAUUGUGGGCUUAGAGCGUGGAACGGUAUCCAGAGACUGUGUGGCUGAGUUUAUGACAGAGAUAUGCCCAGGUAAAGACUUUAUUAAUAUGGAUGUGGAUCUUCUCCACAAGGACCUUCGGAGAGUGGUGAAUGAUGUGUCUCAGAGAAGGACAGCAUCGGUAUACUUUCAUGCAAUCGCUGACCGAUUUUCAGCAUUUAAGUCUCAUUUAGAUAGGACCAAAUCUGUGAUGACACCAGAACUUAAAACUGUUGGUAACAUUUUGUCCAGUGUGGAUGCAAGCCUUCUGAUCCAGUUUGUUCAGGCUACUCUGUUAACGGUGUUAGGUGGAAUGCACACUCCUAGGCAAUCCUCUCUGCAACAUCUGAAACCAGAAAGUGUCACCUCACUCCUUAAACACGAAUCCUCCAUUAUUGCCAGGAACGUUGUCAAUGAUGUUAUAAAACAAAUACAGAGUGAUAUUUCCAGAGGGGUUCUCACGAUAGAUGAAAAUACAAGGAAACGAUCUUCAACAUUGGCAGACAUACUUGUUGACGAUUUGUUAAAUGGGAUUCAAAGCGAGUUGGAUGAAGGGUAUUUGACACUGGACGAUUCUACAAAACUUCAACUUAUUUCUAGGGUCAGAGUGAAGUCCUCAGAUGACAUUACUCCAGGAAAGAGGAAAGAAUCGUCGGAGGUUCCAAAAGAGACAGAAUGUUAUGUGUUACAGAGUCUCCAAUCAGUUGUGUCAGAAAAAAGACGAUCCACGGACGAAAGGACUGUGGAUGACACCAGAAGCUCCUCAAUUCUUCUUGAAGAAUUUAUAUACAGUCAUCUGGAAGUCGCUGUGGAAUCGAUACAAAAUAUGACAUCUUCGGCAGAGGGAUCCAAGAAGACAUCAACUGAAAGUGCCAACUGCAUGUCUGACUCCAGUGUUCGGGGGGCAUCUUCACUGGUACUUGAAACUCUGAACAAGACGAUUGCCGAGAUGAUCGUUGAAAAUGCAAUAGCUGGGAUAAAAGAUGAAGUGGCAGACGAGGCGAAACAAAUCGCAAGUUCUAAAAAGUCUUCAAAAGCUUCAUCUGAGGAUAUUCCUUUAGAUAAAGUCUCAUCUUCUGAGGUUGCCAAGUUUGUUCUUGUAACAUUGAAUCAAGCGUUGGCCAAUGACUCAUACUCUCAGUCUGAUAUCAAUGUCCGAGACAGCAAAACAGGUUUUCAACCAGAAAUAUCUCAAGUCUCUGAUCCUCUUCAGGCAGAUCAGGCAGCUCAGGCAGCUCCUCCAGAAGACACAGAAGCUAAACAGGACACCUUGACAUGCGUGAACGAUCUUGUUGCUGAAGUGAUCAGCCAGACCAUUACAAACAUCAAACAGGGAAAACUGAGCCACAUGGAGUUGUCCUCACUGGCUGGAACGUUAACUGGCACCAGCGACCAAGUGGAUGGCCUGCAAAACACCCUUGUGAAUGCAUUAGAAGGAGUGAAGACCAAUAUCGUACACGGAGUUGUCAGUUCGAACAAUAUGGAAAAUGUCGCCCAGCAGAUUGCUACUUUACCUUUGGAAAGGGAUGACGGAUCUGGCCAGAAAGGUGCUGGCAAAGUGGAGGCGGAUACUGAUUCUAGCAUUCACAGUAUGGUGAAGGAUGUGGUCUCGCAGAUUGUUGUAUCCCUCAGCGAAGCUGAACACAUCGCGGCUCCCGAUGGCGAAGAUACCAAUGGCAAUCAGCAUGUGUCACCUCCGUCACUUACGGAAGGUAUGGCUGACGAGAUCCAAAAUCUUGCCAAUUUGACGCUCGUGGAGGCUCCCACUGGGUUGGUGCCAAAGGUUGUAAAUGCCCGUAAUUCAUUCCGUAGCCUAGUCCAACCAGAAUCAUCAGAUAAGAUGUCCAUAUCUAAAACCUCCAUGGAGUCCUCUGGAAACUCGGACGAAAGUCAAAUUUCUGUGGAUCGGGAAAUUAUUAUUGAAGGUAAAGACAGGCUCCCAAAGAAGUCAUCAGGGAGAGUGACAAAUGAGGUAAGGAAGAGGACGAACAAACAACAAUCCAAAACAAGCGUAUCAAGUGUAUCAUCGGGCGAUUCACACCAAGAACAAAUUGUGAAACGAAGUCAGUCAAAGGAUGCAUCAGCUUCGAAAUCGAGCUCCGCCGAAUUGAAUAAGAGUAGAUCAAAGAAAGUAAUAAAAUCAAGUGACACUUCCCUUACAAAAAAGUCAACACUUCAGUCUGUUAAGUCACGUGACAGUUCUAAAAGGGCCAUAGAUAAAAGCGCAAAGGCCACAGCCUCGGUGCCAGCAAUCACAAUAAACACCUGCAGCUCUACCGCUAACUAUUCCUCAUCCUCAUGCACCACCUCAAGCUCAGAAUCACAGGGGGAGCCGAAGACACAGAAGGUCACGGGGAAGCAAGGGGGUGCCAAGGACGUUCCAAAUGUCAAGGUCUCAGAAGCUCCAGACCCUGACAGUAAUGGAAGUGAUGUGUCCCAGAGCAGCAGUCAGGCAGAUGCAAUGAAGGUUCGAUCUGUUUGUGGGUCUCACACAACGCAAGUCAGAGUCAGGGAAUCCCAAGUUGACGCCAGUCAAGAAUAGAAGUCACGUGACCUUUGAAUGAGAAAACGAGAAAUCCCACAAUUAAGGAAAUAUACGUGCAUCAUAGCUUUUAGAGUAAUAUAACACCACUUAGGGAAAUCACACAUGACUUUGUUUAUGUAAUAUAUUAUAUUUAUUGAAAUAAAUUAUGUUGUUGUUUA
Haliotis rubra (blacklip abalone) is the source of this 5707-nucleotide messenger RNA. RefSeq lists its product as uncharacterized. The record is from RefSeq and is a predicted model, not a curated record. NCBI's taxonomy places the organism in Eukaryota, Metazoa, Mollusca, Gastropoda, Lepetellida, Haliotidae. The transcript is spliced from 7 exons. Bases 456 to 5546 code for a protein of 1696 amino acids.